Molecule: messenger RNA, 2163 nt
Organism: Podarcis lilfordi (Lilford's wall lizard)
Lineage: Eukaryota; Metazoa; Chordata; Lepidosauria; Squamata; Lacertidae
Source: the annotation of a GenBank genome assembly
AUGUGCAACUGUGCUUUCCAGGUGAGGUGGAAAUCAAAUGUGUUUAAGCUGUUCUUUGUACAUACUUGGAAAGAUGAACAGUUGUUGGGCAAUUGACGUUUGGUACAUGGGAGGUUUUUAAAAUAUAAUAUGUUGUGUAUUUACAUUGAUGUCCAAACAUAAAACUUGAAAAUGUACUAUGAGGUGUACUCUAUUUGAAUGCCAUGUUUUAGAAGCUAGUUCUAACCAUGAUCUAGCAUGUUGCAGAGUAGGAUUGGGAUAAAACUCUGCAAUGAUCCUUCAUUUCUUGCUGGGUGGCUGUGUAUGUGUUCCAACAGAUCCAUGAAGCCCACUUGCUCUUUCUGAAGACCUUAGAAUGCUGUACUUGGUAUCAUAUUUUAAACUGUACCGCAUAGCUCAAUCUGUUAAAAAGAGAACUUCCCUGGGUGCCCUUUCUCGCCAUUGUUACAAGGGCAUCAAGUGCUACAGAGAUGAAAUCCACGAACUCUCUCUUUCUGAGGCUUCAGUGGAGAAAACCUUUACCAGAUUCUGAGUAGCACUAGCCCUGAGCAUCAGUGUGGGAGAUGGAAGUAGAUUUUGCCAAAGUGCCCUGACAAAAUUGUUCUGUGUCCAAGACACAAAGACCAUGUGGUCAAGUUGUGUAGAAUCUCCCCCUCAUGCACACCUUUGGUAUAGCAGCAUUAGUGAUUGAAGGCAGUGUGGUUUUUAUUUUAUUUUUUGAUAUAUAUUUUUUUCAUAUUCCCCCAUUCUACAGCUGCAAGAGUCGUCAGCUAUGUGUCUGUACCACAUGUAAGUAUUUUAUUUAUAUUUAUAAAGUCUGCCAAGCCCAUUUUUAAAGUGCAUUGAGGACAUCAAGGAGCUGUAAUUAAAAACAAAACACUCCAUUCACCACCACUUCUGUAACUGCCACUUUGGCUACAGUGCUCAUUGAAUAACAUGACCAGCUGGAUAAUGGAGAAGCCAAAACAUUUUCCUUAAACUUGAGAUAUUUCUGUUUAUCUAGUCACUAAUUUUUGGUGAUUUGCUCUCAGAUCCUGAGCAAGGGGAACAAAAUCUGGCCCUCUUGCAUUGUAUGUUUACAUGUACAGUAUACUUGCAUGCUAUUUAGAGAACUAGUCCAUUUGAGGAGAAGCAAAGUAGUCUUGUUGCAGCCAGUGUGGCAAAUUUCUAGUGGGAGGGGGCAGAAGUUCUCUGGACAAAUCCUCUGGGUGUACUUCAAAAAUAGAAAGCUUCCAGCACAUCCUACCAGCUGUUUUGAGCUCCUUUUUGCUGCCUUACUGUGUUCAGUGAUGUUAAAAUUGACAAGCAUAUAUCUGAUGUCUAGUGAUGUCAGCUUCCUGUCUGAGAACACAAGACCUUCCAGCUUGCUGAGGGAGGAAUGAAUGGGUAUAUAUACAAAAUAAAAUAAAAAAUGCUUCCAAUUUCCUUAAUUACAGGAUGUAUAUUCCUGAACGAGGAGCAGCUGUGUGGAAAGCCCUUAAGAGGUAUGUUUGAGGACCAGUGCAUCUGAAUGAUGGGGAGGUGAGACCUUUGUGCGCUGGGUGUGUUUCAAUUGUUUGCGCUUGACUGUUUAGUUUGAAAUGAUGACCUACGUUGAUGGACGACAUUUAGUCUCAUGGCAAUAGAGUUACCAAAGCCCUGAUCAAACUGCUGCUCCUCCGCGUAGCAAAUGCAUUCUGUCUUGAGCUUCCUUUUACUGAACAAGUUCUUAUGUCCUACACAGGUACAAGGGCCCUGGCCAAAAAAAGUGAGUAUUGGAGCUACAACUCAUUUUUAAAUUUAUGCACUGUUUAAUAUAGGGGUGGGGAUGUUGUUAAGAGUCUCAGCUUCCAUCAGCCCUGGCCAGCAUUAGCAGGGAUUUUGGGAGUUGUAGUUGAGCAACAUCUGGAGGACCUGACAUGUUCCUAACCUCUGGAUUAGUGUAUUGUUGCUCUUGCUUUUGUAUUGCCACCCAACUCGCACCUGCUGUCUCCCCAGUGAUGAGACUUUUACCGCCCCAGUCUGAUUUCUUGUGACUGAGUGGUCCUUUCUGAGGCUUAAGAGCUCAGCAGGACUUGGGUGAGGUUGGAUGGUCAUAGCUGCAAAUCAGGACUUAAUAAUAAUCAUUUUCUCUUGCUUUCCAGGAUCUGCAGUUUCUUUCAAACAGCAGAAUGGAGCAGUUAA